This is a messenger RNA of Vitis vinifera (wine grape), 411 nucleotides long. Its product is annotated as monothiol glutaredoxin-S5. The record is from RefSeq and is a predicted model, not a curated record. NCBI's taxonomy places the organism in Eukaryota, Viridiplantae, Streptophyta, Magnoliopsida, Vitales, Vitaceae. The coding region runs from base 1 to 411 and encodes 136 amino acids. The transcript has a single exon.
AUGCACCAAGCACUUCCGUACUGGACAUGGGUUCCGACCACCGGCGGCGGAAGCUCCGUCGGACUGUCAAUCGCGACAAUUGAGCCGAGUGACGGCCCCAUGAACCCUGGAGUGGGAAUAAAGUAUGUGACUUGUGUGACGAAAAUAGUGCCAGAGAAUGCAGUGAUUGUGUUCGGGAGACGCGAGUGUUGCAUGUGCCAUGUGGUGAUGGGGCUGCUGUUGGGUCUGGGUGUGAACCCUACUGUGUUCGAGGUUGACGAGGAGGAUGAAGUUGUCGUGGUCAAUGAAUUGUCUAGAGUGAUCGUCGGCGAGGAUGCGGAAGAAGGCUGGACCGCCGCCACGGCUCCUUUCUCCAUCGAGCCGCCGGUGGUGGAAGCUCCCUCUGAAGACGAUACGCAGGUGGAAAGGUAG